Messenger RNA from Aspergillus terreus NIH2624, 843 nucleotides. RefSeq names its product serine hydrolase domain-containing protein. The transcript has 2 exons. NCBI's taxonomy places the organism in Eukaryota, Fungi, Ascomycota, Eurotiomycetes, Eurotiales, Aspergillaceae. The coding region runs from base 1 to 843 and encodes 280 amino acids. The record is from RefSeq and is a predicted model, not a curated record.
AUGUCUCUAGUCAUCGAGGAUAGGAAAGAUAAUUCGAAGGAAAAGUUCACAGCUGAGACCAUUGCGGAUCGUCCCAUCCAGUGGACAACUACAUUGGCCUCUAUAAUCCCUGAAGACUUCGUCGUUCCGGAUGAGUACGCAACCGCCCACAUCACGGUUGAAGAUGCCUUAUCCCACCGUACCGGUAUGCCUUGCCAUCUGAGGCACUUUGGCCCGAAGGGCUCAAAACGAACAGUAAAGGAUGAAGUGCGUCAACUGCGCUAUCUACCCUUGACUGCGGAACUGCGCGCUAGAUACAUGUAUAACAAUCUCAUGUACACUGCAGUUUCGCAUGCAAUUGAAAAAGUAACAGAAAAACCCCUUGGUGAGUUCCUUAGGGACAGAAUUUGGAAACCACUGAAGAUGGAUAAUACCUACUGGACAUCGCUAGAUGAACACGCCAACCACAACACCUUGGCGCUCGGAUAUGCUUGGGAUGCAACAAAGAACCUAUACGUCCCUGAGCCGCUGCCAGAUGUCGCCAGUGCAUCUGGUGCUGGGGCGAUGAUCAGCAGUGUUUUGGAUUAUGCAAGUUGGAUCAGAUGCAUGAUAUUCAAAGCCGGUCCACUCAGUUUGGAGUCUCAUAGAGCCCUCACCCAGCCGCGGAGCAUAAUAAUCGAUGACGAGCAAAACCUGUUCCGCGAACCGCACUUCUAUUCUUUGGGCUGGACACUCGAUUCCUAUCGGGACGAUCCUUUAUAUGCACCUAUUGGACCAUUGGUUAUCAACACCCGAAACCGAUCAAGUGGACUGGAACAGCCUCAUCAAAGGCAAGAUCUACGAGCAUCGAAAGAAACAGGCUGA